Messenger RNA from Lepisosteus oculatus (spotted gar), 4002 nucleotides. The record is from RefSeq and is a predicted model, not a curated record. NCBI's taxonomy places the organism in Eukaryota, Metazoa, Chordata, Actinopteri, Semionotiformes, Lepisosteidae.
CUCACUUGGUCAUUAAAUGUAGUUUGGAAAGUUCAGCUACAUUCAGAUUUCACCUCCUCUACACAUCUUUCACGGCGAUGACUGUGGUUUCUUGUUGGCUAUCCUUGACCUUAUUUGCCUGCUUACCUAUCAGAUUGGAAUUAAUUUUCAUGUAUGUUUAAAUUAAGUAGACUUAUUAAAUUAAGAAUUAUAGCGUUUUAUCCCUGGGAUAUAUGUUUGAGGAAAAUACUGUGCAAGUUUUAUGAGGUUUGUGUAUCCUGAAGGUUUAUCAGUAGAUUAGGAAGCACUUGGCAUCUGAAUCUGGCAUUAAUUCCCAAAGCUUCGAGCAAUAUAUGUUGAUCCAAAAGGUACCCAAUUGGAUUUUGCCAUGACUGAGUCACUGUGAAGGCCUGGAGCUCCCUAUGGCUACCAUCUGUGCCACUGAGACUCCCUUCAUGCUUAGUGUAACCAGUUCUGUGUAACAUCUUUCACAAAAGAGCUUACUGUACAGUAGGUCUUUAUUAUGUUAUAAUAACACAGUGAAUCUUUAUUCCAAUCAGUGUCUUUCAGUCAGGAGGCAGAAGCUAAGUUCAAAUUAAAAAUGUGGAUAGGCAGCAUAUUGCAGUUUGUAAAACUGAAAACCAAGAUCUUUAAAUAUCAUGUUUGUAUGUUUAACUUGACCGUAUAUAAUCCCACUUGUGAAUUGCCAGUGUUUGCCACAUGCCACAAUGCAAAGAAUGAAGUGUUGCACAGUGCUGGGAGAAUGAGGAGGGGCAGACAUGCUCUUCUGGUUUGUCUUUUGCAGUCUCCCCAGUGCCUCACGGUAGAGCCAGUUGGCAGUUCUCAGUUCUCCUGGCCUGCAGGUGCCUGUGUAGUUGCAGAAGUUGCUCUCUAGAGCUUGAUGAGCCGUGAUGAACUCAUCCCAUCCUGGCCCCAACAGCACUGUGGCCAGUUUUGCACUUGACAACUGUCGAAUUGAAUUUCAAUUUCUGUAUGAUCAUCUCUAUGACCAUAAAACAUGGUUCCAGCUGUUAUUCAGUUUCGGGUUGCCUUUUUUUCCUCCAGAAGAGGAUUAUUCCUUGGAACACGGACGUAAGUGCCCCAUUAAUGCAGGCAUCGUCAAAUCGUGACAUCUUCUAUCCUGAAGAUUCAAGUUCUCCAUUGAUAUAUUAAGUUAUAGAUUUCUUUAUAUCAUUAUAUAUAUAGCUGUGAACCACAUGCAUCACUCCCCUUAGCGGUGAGAUAUAGCAGGAUGUUUUUCCUGGCAGAAUUGCCACUGUACCAGUAGCUCUACAUUUCUUAACAGCAGACACAUCGGUUGUUUUAUAGUGUUCCCCCAGACUUGUGAGAGUCAUUGACUUUCGACCUGCAGUCUUUGGAAAGGUCCCUGACCUUCAUAAUGAUGAUGAGUCUUCAAUUGUUCUCUUGAAUGUCUUCCAUGUUAGCUCCUUUUACACCCCAGGUAAACGGGAACCUAUGGAGGCAUUUGGGUUGUUACCGAGGCUUCUACUGUACUUCUGAAGAGCGAAAUGUUCAUUUUAUUUAAUAAUACAUAAGUAUGGGAAUAACUGCUUUCUGGUUUCAGCGAUGAGAAAUAGGGUGUGCAAUGUAACUGCAGUAUCACAUUUUGGAUUGUUUUAUGCAACACAUCAUGCAGUCUAACUUUUUGAUCCCAUUUUAAUUGGGACUGUGAACACCUAUGGAGAGCACUGCACAUUAUAGUAAAAUUCAAAAGCUGUUGAAGAAUCGGAAAGCGACAUUUACAUGAGGUUUAUGAAGUCCCACAAGUGCUAUGAUAUUGUUCCAACCAGCUCCAAGCUUGUUGUCUUUGACACUACGUUGCAGGUUAAGAAGGCUUUCUUCGCCUUGGUUGCAAAUGGCGUCCGCGCAGCCCCAUUGUGGGAAACAAAAAAACAGAGCUUUGUGGGAAUGUUAACAAUCACAGACUUCAUCAAUAUACUGCACCGGUACUACAAAUCUCCAAUGGUACAAAUCUAUGAGCUGGAAGAACACAAGAUUGAAACAUGGAGAGAACUCUAUCUCCAAGAAACAUUUAAGCCUUUAGUAAACAUAUCACCCGAUGCGAGCCUAUUUGAUGCGGUAUAUUCACUGAUCAAAAACAAAAUCCAUCGGUUACCCGUCAUCGACCCCGUCAGCGGGAAUGCACUUUAUAUCCUCACUCACAAGAGGAUCCUCAAGUUCUUGCAACUUUUUGUAUCUGAAAUGCCAAAGCCAGCCUUCAUGAAGCAGACCCUUGAAGAGCUGGGGAUUGGAACCUACAACAAUAUUGCCUUCAUUCACCCAGACACUCCGAUCAUUAAAGCACUGAAUAUAUUUGUUGACAGGAGAGUGUCUGCGUUACCUGUAGUGGAUGAAUCUGGAAAGGUUGUAGAUAUUUAUUCCAAAUUUGAUGUCAUAAACCUUGCUGCUGAAAAGACAUAUAACAACCUAGAUAUCACCGUGACCCAAGCCCUGCGGCACCGUUCGCAGUAUUUUGAAGGCGUUAUGAAAUGCAACAGGUUAGAAACACUGGAAACCAUAGUGGACAGGAUAGUCAAAGCUGAGGUCCAUCGGUUAGUGGUGGUUGACGAGAAUGCCAGUAUUGUGGGCAUCGUCUCCCUGUCGGACAUUUUGCAGGCCCUGGUGCUCACACCAGCAGGUGCCAAAAGUAAGGAGAGCGAGACGGAAUGACUGCUGUAUUGUUUCGAAGCUGCUUUUUCGAGAACUUGAAUGCUGUCGUUAUUUGGUCCUGGCUGUGGCCUGAUGAAGAGACAAGUACUGCUGGGCCUGGGGUUCUGUUCUAUGGGGAUGUCCUGAGAAGUGUGGGGACGGAGGAAGUGAUGGGCGACCUGCGAAGGUGUUGAUGGGAAUGUGCCGCCAUGGGGGUGGUUUUUAGGGCAGAACGGCCCCUUGUCAUUUUAAAAGGGAAUUCUAAUGUUCGUAACCUUGCUAAUGUAAACUUGAAACUUGACCUCCGGAUUUCAUUGUUCAUAUUCCAAAUACUUGGGAAGAAAUUGACCCUCCUUUCUGAUUUUUUUUUUUUUCCACGUUGGCCGACUUAAGAACAAUCACCAGGUUUUAUUUAUGAUGAAACAUUUUCAGUCUCUCUAGCAUGCUUUCUGGUGUAUUUGUCACAGCUCUCGUGCUUGUGUUGGGUCAUUCACUGCAGCGCUUGAGCUAAAUGGCUUUUAGUUAACUAAUGGAAGAACUAAAGUUAGUUUAUUUUGAUUCCCCGCAACGUUAUCCCUGUGAUGUGAGGCAGGUUUGUUGCAUUUUUGUGUCAUUAGUGCCUUAUGUUUUUGCCCCAUUAUGUGACAGGUGUCACCCAUCACUGGCUGCUAUUGAAGAGAAUGUUAAAAUGAUACUAAAUUGAAUGUGAAAGUCUUUAAAAACCAAAACAAGGCAAUUGCUCAUCACUAACUUGUCAGAAAAACAAUUUUGUAGUUCAAUUGAAAUCUAAGGUGGUUUUUUUAAAGAAUCAAAGUUAAUUUCGGUAUCUUUGUGAAUGUUUUGAACUAUGCUGUAAAGAUAGUGUUGAAAGCUUUAUUUAUUUUCCUUUUUAAUAGUGAUUUUUGAUUUUCAAAAUAAUAUGGGUUGUGGACAGCAACUGUCACACCCUAUGCAUUAAAUAUGUUGAGUAUGACUAUUAAAAACAAUGCAAAAAGCCUAUCAAAACGCCCACAACAUUUAUGUUCUCCAGUUUCCUAGGAGCAUGCAAUGGAAAAGAACUUUGUGUAUGUAUUGUAUUGUAAAUAAUAAAGUCAAUAUUGAGGAAACUAAGUGCCAGAGAAAGGUAUAUUUUUCUGUGUAUGAAAUGUAAAAUCUUGUUGUUUGUAUGAUUGCAGUUUUUCAUUUUUUUUGUAACUUUUGUGGCAUAUAUUGUUCAUACAGUUGCAAAGGAGGGGGAAGUUUUAUUCAUGAAAAUGCACAUUAAAGGCAUGAAAAUGACACUAAUGGUAAUACAUAUUGUAGAUUUUUUUUUAUUUUGCUGAUUGAAAAAAUAAACCAUGCUACUGAAUCUUU